CCCCCCCCCCCCCCCCCUCAAGAAAAACAUUCGCUCGUUCUUAUCAUCGCCCGUUUUCAGCCUCGUUGCCACCCAGGCUGCGUGCCCAAUCCCUCGUUCAACCUAACUUCGCACGAUGCCCAGUUUCAAUCCCUUUGGCGGCGUUACUGGCAGGACGUGUGCCACCCUCUUUGAAAUACGCCUCGAGAACGAAGUCAUCGUCCUUCGCGGCGCUGAGAAUGAGGCUUCCAGUCAGCUCCUGAGGGGGGUCGUCGUUCUCUGUCUGCCCGCAGCCCUGAAAGUCGAGGAUGUGCACCUGCGCAUGACGGGGCAGUUGAAGGUUGGCUGGAAUGACCAGCGCAUGUCAGCUGCCGGCAUUUCCCACAAUCGAGUCGAGAAGACUACCGAGAUAUUCAAUCACAAAUGGGCCCCGUUUGUGGGCGGCGUGGGCCCGGGCUCGUCCUCGAGAGGCACCCUCCUACCCUCUGGAAACUACGAAUGGCCUUUCGAGCUGGUGAUCCCGGGUUCCAUGGCGGAGAGCGUUGAAGGGUUGCACGACAGUCAUAUUGUAUACAAGUUGAAGGCGACUGUUGCGAGAGGCAAGCUGGCGUACGAUUUACACACGUGGAAGCCCGUACGGAUCGUUCGCACGCUGGACCCAGCCGCUCUCGAGUUGACGCAUGCCAUGACGGUGGAAAACAUAUGGCCCAACAAGAUUGAGUAUCAGCUUAUCAUCCCCCAGAAGGCUAUCGUUUUCGGGACCGCGAUACACGUCUCGAUGCGAUUUACGUCGUUACUCAAAGGUUUGAGGAUAGGCACCAUAAAGUGUGUCCUAGUUGAAUCACAAGAGUUUGUAAUCCCAGGGGCUACUGUGCAUACCGAGAGGUUUUGGAAGCAUUCGAGGGACGUGAAUUCAUGGACGUUUGAACUGAAUGACGAGGAACACUACCAUGAUGUACUGGAUGAGAGCGGUCAGGAUGGCUAUACCCUGAAUGAGAUGAUGCCGUUGCCGAAAAGGUUGAGCAAGUGUGUCCAGGACGUGGAUGUGCACGGGAUCAAGAUACGCCACAAGGUCAAGUUCAACAUCGCCUUGCAUAACCCCGACGGGCACGUCUCAGAGCUCCGCGCAACGCUUCCGGUCACCAUCUUUAUCUCUCCGAACAUGCCAAUCGACGCCGACGGUUGUCUGAUCGACCAGACCCCUCUGAGUUCACAAUCCGUUGAUGUAGCUUCACACGCACCACCCCUCUAUGGCGAGCAUGUUCUAGAUCAGCUCUAUGCCGAUAUAGAUCAAUCGGGUCUCAUGACCCCGGCCCCCCAAUCUGGGAUGAAUACUCCCUUCUACAACCUAUCCCGCCACGGAUCGUCUGAAAACCUAGCUUCCCUUGAUGGGGCCGUUCAUCCAACGGGGGCCGUUCCUCCAGCAGCUCUAUCAUCGAGACUACAAAAUCUCAACACCUCGUCUCGGAAUAGCAGUUUCCAGAGGAGGCACCCGGUGCUGGGUUCUGGCGGAAACACUCCACACCAUGGGCCUCACGGCGAGAAUGAUAGCGGCUAUUUUGAUCACCACCAUCACUCGGCGAGCCACAGCACUGUUCUCAGUGGACGCACAAGUGAGGAGGACGAGCACCAUGGUGGACUCUCAAAUCUUGCCAGUGGUCAACAUACUCCCGAACAUAUUGAUUACUCGGACCUUGGCGAUCUGAGCAAGGUUCCUUCGUACUCCACCGCGGUCAGAGCGCCGAUCAGGUCGACGACCUAUUCCGAAUCAUUACCCAACUACGAGGCCGCAGUAUCAGUCCCCCCCAGCCCGAACCGAGCAUUCAGCACCCCCACCUCCCCACUCGUCGGCAGUCCCGAAAUAGGCAUCAGAAGACCACCCCCCGCGCACGUGGGAGACUUUGAGGAGAGGAGGAGGCUACACCUCCUGACGCCCCGCGAGCGGGCAUCUUGAGAAAAUUCCCGUUCAUUUCACCACCAGAAAGUCAGUCAAGUCAGUCAUGAGCGUGAAUGAAGUGUAGCGAGCGUUGGGAAUGAAUGAAUGGCAUGCAUGCAUAUAUACGGGGCAGGCGCAAAAUUUAGACGGGAGGGAUAUUUAGAUAGGAGCGGGGUUCGCAUUUCGAAGGCGUUUUUUUUUUUUGCUUCUCACUUUUUAUCUUUUCUUAUUUCUUAUUAUGAUUAACUAACUAUCCAUGAAAUGAAAAAAUCCGGAUCAUGCAAACUUUUUUCAAGAAGGAAGGAGUCAAAGUCGGCGGUAAUCUCAGGUUAAAGGGGAUGGAUUUGUAUGAAUGAAUGGAUGGAUGGUUGGAUGGGCUCGGGGGGAAGCGGGGGCGGGGGAGGCGGG
Molecule: messenger RNA, 2323 nt
Organism: Amorphotheca resinae ATCC 22711
Lineage: Eukaryota; Fungi; Ascomycota; Leotiomycetes; Helotiales; Amorphothecaceae
Exons: 4
Coding region: 116-1933 (605 amino acids)
Biological process (GO): ubiquitin-dependent endocytosis
Cellular component (GO): cytoplasm; plasma membrane; cytosol
Molecular function (GO): ubiquitin protein ligase binding; protein-macromolecule adaptor activity
Source: RefSeq, a predicted model, not a curated record